Messenger RNA from Sclerotinia borealis F-4128, 744 nucleotides. Lineage: Eukaryota; Fungi; Ascomycota; Leotiomycetes; Helotiales; Sclerotiniaceae. The record is from the annotation of a GenBank genome assembly.
AUGGCUGUGUUGGUGCAGGUGAUUGCCAAGAGGCAGAACAACAACGAUUUCAAUAAUAAUGAUAACUGCGAUUACUAUGGAAACUGUUAUUCGACGUGGGGCAAUUGGGGACGAUGGGUUGUACUAGUCCUCAUAAUCGCUGGUUUUGUUUUGCUGGCUUUUGGAUUAUCGUUCGCCUCAUGUAUCAACUCUCGCCGCCGUCGACGUCAAGGUGUUCAGCCUAUGUACGGCACUGGUUGGAUGGCAAAACCCCCUCCAUAUGGUCACUACAACCAACCCGGAGCUUACAAUUACGGACCCCCACCUCCAUUGUAUACCCAAAAUGGACCAAUACCACCGCAACAAACGGGUAACACGUUCAACAGCAAUGAUGGAUACUAUGGUCAUCAUGGUCAACAAGAUGGAAUCGAGCUGCAGCAGCCAGCAAAUGCUUACACGAGAGGUGGAGAUGAUGUCUACCAGGCGCCCGUGGGUCCACCACCUGUUGGUACACGAACGAUAGGAAUGGUUGAAGAUAUUGACGUCGAUCUGGUCCGGGGCGGGGUUUGGGCGAUCAACAAAGGAGUUUGGGGUGGGUCCUGCAAAUUUGAAGUUUUCGCUAUGAAUGGUAAUGAGUCAAUGGAUAAUUCAAGUAGAGGUUUGGUGGGGGGGUGGGAGGAGGUAGGUAUUGGGGAUAGGGAUAGAAACGCGCGACUUUCCGUGUUAGAAUCACGGCAUAAAACGGCAGUACCACUCUCGAGUUGA